Messenger RNA from Sparassis crispa, 774 nucleotides. RefSeq lists its product as hypothetical. Bases 1 to 774 code for a protein of 257 amino acids. The record is from RefSeq and is a predicted model, not a curated record. The transcript has 3 exons. NCBI's taxonomy places the organism in Eukaryota, Fungi, Basidiomycota, Agaricomycetes, Polyporales, Sparassidaceae.
AUGCAAAACAAAGUUCCUACGCCCACCGUGCCGCAAAAUACAGCCGGAAUGUCAUCCUCUCUUCACCAGCGUUCUGAUCAGUUCGUGUUUUUCUGGAAGACGGGGAAAGAGCUGCCCAACGGCUAUCUAUCGGCAUGGCACCUGAGUCCAUUCAUGCAUGAGGGUUAUAUUUACCUCACCGUGCAUCAAUGGAUGGCAGUCCAGAAGGCUCGAUUCUUCGGCGACAAGUCUGCCGAGGAGAAAUUGCACGAAACCAUUGAUCCAGAGGACAUCAGUACUAUAGCAGCUGGAAUCAAAGGAGAUGGCGCCAAGAAGUGGGGUAGCAUGAUGGGCAAGGCUGCGGUGGACGGCAGCUACUUGAAGUUCACCGCCAGUCUCCAAGCGCCGGACUUAAAGGCGAAGCUGCUAGAGACGGGUGAUCGGACGUUGGUCAAGGCUUCGCCUUGUGACCGAUUUUCGGGUAUUGGUUAUGGUGAAAGCAUUGCACUGUCCAAGCAGCAAUUUUGGGGGGGCAAUAUAAUGGGCAAAGCUCUCAUGGAAGUGAGGCGCAGGCUAGUGGAAGAAGCUCAACCUUUGCCAGGUGCUACCUCCAGGCCUGCCACAUACGAUUUUGAUAUCGAGAUCAUGAGCACUGAAGAUGACUGGGAGGACACUCCGGCGCCUACGGCUGAUGAGCUGGAUUCUUCCAGUAUGGACAAGCUUACUGGACUUUGCGCAGCUGUUGAGCAGCUCAGUAAGUGUAUGGACGCAAUGGAAGUGGCUAAGGCGGCCUAA